GCGGUGUGUGCAGGCUGAGCAUGCUAGAUUGUUCUGGAAGGGCCAGACGCGGCGUGGAGUGACGGAGGGGUUCUGCGCAUUGUGUCUCACACGAGUCUGAAUCAUGUCCGCCGUCAAAGCCCUAAACCCGAAAGCCGAAGUGGCCCGAGCCCAAGCGGCUCUCGCGGUGAAUAUCAGUGCGGCCCGCGGCCUCCAGGACGUGCUGAGGACCAACCUCGGGCCUAAGGGGACCAUGAAGAUGCUUGUCUCUGGAUCUGGUGACAUCAAGCUUACCAAAGAUGGAAAUGUCUUACUUCAUGAAAUGCAAAUUCAGCAUCCGACAGCCUCUCUGAUAGCUAAAGUAGCUACGGCACAAGAUGACAUUACUGGAGAUGGAACCACCUCUAAUGUUCUGAUUAUUGGAGAACUUUUAAAACAAGCAGACCUUUACAUAUCUGAGGGUCUUCAUCCAAGAAUUGUCACAGAAGGUUUUGAAGCUGCAAAAAUUAAAGCACUUAAAGUUUUGGAUGAGGUCAAGGUGUCUAAGGAGAUGGAUAGAGAGACACUUAUCAAUGUGGCCCGGACAUCACUUCGCACCAAAGUCCAUGCUGAGUUGGCUGAUAUUUUAACUGAGGCAGUUGUGGAUUCUGUUCUUGCCAUAAGACAAGAUAAUGAGCCAAUUGACUUGUACAUGGUUGAAAUUAUGGAGAUGAAGCAUAAAACCGAAAGUGACACCACGCUUAUAAGAGGACUAGUACUUGAUCAUGGGGCUCGCCAUCCAGACAUGAAAAAGAGAGUUGAAGAUGCAUUCAUUCUGACAUGCAAUGUGUCUCUAGAAUAUGAAAAAACGGAAGUAAACUCUGGAUUCUUCUACAAAAGUGCAGAUGAGCGUGAGAAACUUGUUAAAGCGGAAAGGCAAUUCAUUCAGGAAAGGGUAAAAAAAAUCGUAGCUUUGAAACAGAAGGUGUGUGGUGAUUCUGGCAAAGGCUUCAUUGUGCUCAACCAGAAGGGAAUAGACCCAUUUUCCCUGGAUGCCCUUGCAAAGGAGGGGAUUGUUGCCCUCCGCAGAGCAAAGAGGAGAAAUAUGGAGAGACUAACAUUGGCCUGUGGUGGCAGUGCAAUGAAUUCAGUUGAUGACCUCACCCCAGACUGUUUAGGACAUGCUGGUCUUGUCUAUGAGUAUACAAUGGGUGAGGAGAAGUUUACUUUCAUAGAACAAUGUGACCAUCCACGCUCUGUCACCUUGCUUGUUAAGGGGCCUAAUAAGCACACCCUAACUCAAAUAAAAGAUGCCAUUAGGGAUGGCUUGCGAGCUGUUAAAAAUGCAAUUGAAGAUGGAUGUGUUGUGGCUGGUGCAGGUGCAUUAGAAGUUGCUAUAGCUGCUGCUCUUGUCAAGCACAAGCCUAAUGUGAAAGGACGAGCCCAGCUUGGUGUGCAAGCUUUCGCUGAUGCUCUUCUCAUCAUUCCCAAGGUUCUUGCUCAUAAUUCAGGAUAUGACCCACAGGAGACGUUGGUAAAACUUCAGACAGAAUAUGCUGAAACAGGCCAACUCAUUGGUGUAGACUUGAACACAGGCGAACCAAUGGUUUCUUCAGAGGCAGGAGUUUGGGACAAUUACAGUGUUAAGAAACAGCUUCUUCAUUCCUGCACUGUAAUCGCAAGCAAUAUCCUUUUGGUGGAUGAGAUUAUGAGAGCAGGAAUGUCAUCUCUGAAAGGCUGAAUUUAGCAUCUUUUCCCCCAACUUUAACAAUGGAGUAAAUAUGCUUAUUUCGGGCAUCCUGCAAAAGUUCACUGGUUCUGCAAAUCAACCCGGUUUUCAAAAUCUCAUGUCACUUAAAACUGUAAAACAAUAGCACCUAUUGAAGUUAAUUUGACCUAACCUUCAAAUUUUUAUUUAUUUCAUUUUUUUUAUAGCACUGAAGUAUACAAGUUAGCCCUUCCAGUCUUUGUACUGAAUUAAAAAAAAAUGCAGUUA
Messenger RNA from Rana temporaria (common frog), 1954 nucleotides. RefSeq names its product chaperonin containing TCP1 subunit 6A (gene CCT6A). The transcript has 14 exons. The record is from RefSeq and is a predicted model, not a curated record. Bases 104 to 1699 code for a protein of 531 amino acids. NCBI's taxonomy places the organism in Eukaryota, Metazoa, Chordata, Amphibia, Anura, Ranidae. Gene Ontology annotation, molecular function: ATP-dependent protein folding chaperone; ATP hydrolysis activity; ATP binding. Gene Ontology annotation, biological process: protein folding. Gene Ontology annotation, cellular component: chaperonin-containing T-complex.